Molecule: messenger RNA, 3251 nt
Organism: Galdieria sulphuraria
Lineage: Eukaryota; Rhodophyta; Bangiophyceae; Galdieriales; Galdieriaceae
Product: beta-carotene 15,15-dioxygenase, putative isoform 2
Exons: 8
Coding region: 139-3219 (1026 amino acids)
Biological process (GO): aspartyl-tRNA aminoacylation; carotene catabolic process
Cellular component (GO): cytosol; chloroplast stroma; cytoplasm
Molecular function (GO): 9-cis-epoxycarotenoid dioxygenase activity; ATP binding; RNA binding
Source: RefSeq, a predicted model, not a curated record
CGACUCGAGUGGGCAUGUAAAUAAUCGAAAUUUUUGUCAUUUAUGACUUUGUUGAGGAAUCACUUGGGAAGGCAUUGUCGAUUGUUUUUUGGUUGGAAACAUCAUUUUGUAUUUCAUUAUACCUGUACCUACUAUACAAUGUCUGACGGUGGCGAGAAAUUUGUACAAGAUGGUAACCAAGAAACGAGAACUAAGGAAUCAUCUCAGAAAGAAACAACAGAUAUUGAAAAGCCUCGACAGAAACUUUCCAAAGCUGAGAGAAUAGCGUUAAGAAACCAAGCGAGUUUAGACAACAGUUUGUCGACGAAGAUAAACUAUCUUUGCGUCCAGGACGAAUCAACACAGAACUUUGGCGAAUAUCAGCUUGUUCAGUCACUUGAAACGGUUUCAAGAAGCACUAUUGUGUUUACUUCUGUUUCUAGUUUAGAUAAGGAGAAAGUUGGCAAGCAGGUAUGGAUACGUGCGAGAGUUGAUACAAUCAGACCGAAAGGACGAAGUGCCUUUUUGGUUUUAAGACAAUCACAGUAUACUUUACAAGCAGUCGUUUCAGAGUCAGAGAGAGUUUCCCGACAAAUGAUAAAGUGGAUGACCAAGGAAGUAGGAGAAGAGUGUCUUGUAGAUAUUUACGGCAGUGUUGUUGCAGCAGAAGUAAAGUCUUGUUCUCAACAUGAUGUUGAACUGCAUGUUUGGAAGCUAUACAUUGUUAAUAAAGUGAAAGCGAGACUUCCUAUUCGAGUCGAAGAUGCUGGACGUCCAGACUGGCAGGAAGGUGUUCAUGUGUUAAGAGACACAAGACUGGAUAAUAGAGUUUUAGACCUUCGUGUUCCGUCACAGCAAGCAAUCUUUCGUAUUCAGUCCGGAGUUUGUCAACUUUUUCGGGAAAUUUUGUUACGAGAAAGCUUUAUUGAAAUACAUUCUCCUAAAAUAAUUGCAGGUGCUAGUGAAGGUGGUGCAGAAGUUUUCAAACUGAAUUAUUUUGGACAAAAUGCAUGCCUUGCUCAAAGUCCUCAACUUUAUAAGCAAAUGGCUAUUUGUGGUGAUUUGGAACGCGUAUUUGAAAUUGGACCCGUCUUUCGUGCUGAAAAUUCUUAUACACAUCGUCAUUUGUGUGAGUUUAUUGGAUUAGAUAUCGAAAUGGCCAUUCGAGAACAUUAUUUUGAGGUGCUUGAUGUUUUAGAACGAUUGUUCAUUGGUAUCUUUGAAGGCAUUUGUCAGCGUUUUGCAAGUGAAAUUGAGUUGAUUCAACAAAAAUUUCAAAUAUCUCCCAUUACUUAUCUUCCUGCAGGACAAAAUCCUCGAUUGCAUUUUCCAGAAGCAGUGCAGCUUUUGAGAGAUAACGGUUAUGUUCUAGAAGACUUGGAAGACCUUUCUACAGAGAAUGAGAAGGCUUUAGGAAAGAUUAUAAAGGAAAAGUAUGGAACAGAUUUUUAUACAUUGGCAAGUUUCCCUGCAGCAGUUCGACCAUUUUAUACGAUGCCUAAAGCAGACGAUUCUCGAUAUUCUAAUUCUUUUGAUAUGUUUUUACGAGGAGAAGAAAUUGUUUCUGGAGCACAGCGCAUUCACGACUCGGAGUUGUUAGAAACUCAAGUAAAAGCAAGAAAUAUUCCUUUAUCAUCCAUUGAAGAUUACAUUAAUGCCUUUAAAUAUGGAACUCCACCACAUGGAGGAGCAGGAAUUGGUUUAGAACGUGUAGUCAUGUUAUAUUUAGGUAUUCCGUUAAUGGAUUCUUCCGAGUUGUUACAAGACAAAUAUGGCUUUUCUUUGGAAGACUAUUCUUUUCUCUUCUCCAGUCAACCAAAGGCAGUGACACAAGAGUUGACUGCGGAUAAUAUUGAAGGAACCAUUCCUAAAGAUAUUAUCGGUUCCUAUUUUCUGAAUGGUCCUGGUCUGUUACAAAUAGAUGGAGACUGGUUUCACCCGUUUGAUGGACACGGAUUUAUUCGAAGUCUUACGUUUAGAGGCGAUGGUUCUUGCUUGUAUCGUUCGAAAUUUGUUGAGACAGAAGCCUAUUUAGAGGAAACGAAAACUGGACACGGAGUGUAUCGUGGCUUUGGGAAACUUUCGGGAGGUUGGUGGCGGAAUGUUAGAGCAAAGAUAUUUAAAGUACCUGCUAAUACUUGUGUGAUCGAAUGGGCAGAUAACCUAUUAUGUCUUCACGAAGGUGGUUUACCUUAUGCGUUGGAUCCAAAAACACUGGAAACAAAAGGACAAUAUAGUUUUCAGAAUAGUUUAGCAGCAAAUGUAUCUUUUCUUGCUCAUACUCGACUGGACAAGGACAACAACCGACUAUUGGGUUGUUCUGUUGUUCCUGGUCGUCACACUCGAUUGACAGUUUAUGAGUUUCGGUCAGAUGGUUCACUAUAUUCUCAAAUAGAACAUUCCAUUGCUGGUCUUUGUUAUCUUCAUGAUUUUUGUUUUACCAAAAAUUUUUAUAUUUUUACUUCGUCUUAUUUGCAAUGGAAGCCUUUGUCUCUUAUAAAGGCAUUGGCGGGCUUCGAGUCUUUACCAAAAGCAGUUACUAGCCACACUUUCAAAGAUGCCGAUUUGUUUUUGAUUCCACGUCCUGAUUCGAAGCUUGAUCUUGAACCUGUCUCUUAUUCAUUGAAUGAACCCUUGUUUACUAUUCAUCUAGGCAAUGCUAGUGAAGAAGAUGACAAGGUAGCAAUAUAUACCUGUUCUUUUAAAGAUUUCGUAAUAGGAAAUGAGUUUGGUUAUUAUCCUUGUCGUCCUGGUUAUUUCGACCCACGUGCCAAUGGAGGUGGAGCACCUCAGUAUCUUCUCCGUAUAGAAAUAGACUGGAAGAGGAAUCAUUUGAAUAAGAAAUGGAUAGAUCAUACAGCUUGUGACUUUCCCGAGGUGCAUCCUCAUCGAGAGGGAAAGAAGUGCAGAUAUCUGUAUGCUUGUGCUUCAGCUUUUGAUGAUCUUCCUUUUCCAUUCCAGUUAGUCGUCAAGUAUGAUUUGUUUCAAGAAACCAAAGAAAUAUGGCAUUGUGGAAAGACGGACUUUGUGGGUGAAGUAAUAUUUAUUCCUAAGAUGGAUGUUGAAGAGGAAGAUGUUGGAUAUCUCAUGGCGGCCAUUUAUCGUCCCAAAGGGCGAUGUGUUGAAUUUGCUAUUUUUGAUAGCCAACAAGUUGCCAAAGGUCCCAUUUGUCGUAUACGAUCUCCACAACCAUUUCCAUAUGGUUUUCAUGGUUCCUUUGCAGAAGAUGUUGUUGCAUAAUAGUAUUGGGAUUGAUAGAAUGUUGGGUGGGU